Messenger RNA from Onthophagus taurus, 619 nucleotides. RefSeq lists its product as uncharacterized. Lineage: Eukaryota; Metazoa; Arthropoda; Insecta; Coleoptera; Scarabaeidae. The record is from RefSeq and is a predicted model, not a curated record.
AAAACCACGCUUGUUUUUAUUUCGAUUAUUGUUAUUCAAAUUUUUGCUCUAAAUGGCAUCAACAAAAAGGAUUUCUUGUUUAGAAAGAGAAGAUUUUUAUUAUUUCCUGAAAGAAGCAACUUUGUGCUACAACUCGUAUUAGCUAAAGCACUAAUGAAAUCAGCACCGCCCGGUAUACAAUUUACGGAAGAAUUCGACGUUCCAUUUCCAUUACCAUUUAAUUUGGAACCGUUUAAAUACUUUCAUAGCAAGGUUAAAAAGCACACAAUCGAACGAAACGAUAUGAAGAGAAGAUUAAUCCGAGGACUUGAUGGAUAUGGUUUAAAUGGAACUGCUUGCGUGCAAAGAAUGGUUUGCGAAGCCAAACAAUUUGUUCCUUUUAAAGGAAAAUCUUUGGUGAAGGAUUUACUUUCGGAGGUUUUUUUGAGUGAGGGAGUUGUGGAAAUAGGAAAUAUUUUUUUAGAAGAAUCAUGCGAUGAUGGUUUAUUAAAAGAAUGUCCUCAUCCUUUAUUAGAUUUAAUGUGGGGAAGUUUUACAAAUUACUGAAUUAAAAAAAGAUAUUCAUUAGUACAACUACAUUUUUUUUUAUUAGUUAAGAUUUUUUUCUACUACUUCUAUU